Molecule: messenger RNA, 2453 nt
Organism: Equus quagga
Lineage: Eukaryota; Metazoa; Chordata; Mammalia; Perissodactyla; Equidae
Gene: G2E3
Product: G2/M-phase specific E3 ubiquitin protein ligase
Exons: 15
Coding region: 157-2277 (706 amino acids)
Cellular component (GO): nucleus
Molecular function (GO): ubiquitin-protein transferase activity
Source: RefSeq, a predicted model, not a curated record
GGGCCCGAGGGCUCCUUCCGGGUUGCGGGCGGAAGUGGGCCCAUUUGAAUCGUGUGGGCCGUUGGAUGGGGUAGCUCGCGGUUGGAGUGCGGCGCAGCGUGAGAAGGCAGAAGUGACACCGCCGCUCUGGAACUUCUGCCCAGUGCGCCUUGUAAAAUGAAUGAAAAGAAACCUGGUGACUCACAGAAUCUCGCUUGUGUUUUCUGUCGAAAAAAUGAUGACUGUCCUAAUAAAUAUGGAGAAAAGAAAACUAAUGAGAAAUGGAAUCUCACUGUACAUUACUAUUGUCUGUUGAUGUCAAGUGGAAUUUGGCAGAGAGGUAAAGAAGAAGAAGGAGUUUAUGGUUUUCUAAUAGAAGACAUCAGGAAAGAAGUCACUAGGGCUUCUAAACUGAAAUGCUGUAUUUGCAAGAAAACUGGUGCUUCAAUUGGAUGUGUUGCACCACGAUGUAAACGAAGUUAUCAUUUCCCAUGUGGACUUCAGAGAGAAUGUAUUUUCCAAUUCACUGGCAAUUUUGCGUCAUUUUGUUGGAAGCAUCGACCUGUUCAGAUUAUUACAUCUAAUAAUUAUAAAGACUCUUUACCAUGCACCAUUUGCCUGGAAUUUGUUGAGCCUAUUCCAACUUAUAGCAUAUUACGAAGUCCUUGUUGUAAGAAUGCUUGGUUUCAUAGAGACUGUUUACAGGUUCAAGCAAUAAAUGCAGGAGUGUUUUUCUUUAGAUGCACAAUAUGCAAUAAUAGUGAUAUAUUUCAGAAAGAAAUGUUGAGAAUGGGAAUUCAUAUUCCUGAAAAAGAUGCAUCUUGGGAAUUAGAGGAAAAUGCUUAUCAAGAGCUUCUACAGCACUAUGAACGUUGUGACGUCCGAAGAUGUCGUUGCAAAGAAGGGCGAGACUAUAACGCGCCUAAUAGCAAAUGGGAAAUAAAGCGCUGUCAGUGUUGUGGUUCUAGUGGCACACAUUUAGCCUGUUCCUCACUACAAUCCUGGGAACAAAAUUGGGAGUGUUUGGAAUGUAGAGGUAUUCUCUACAAUUCAGGGGAUUUCCAAAAACCCAAAAAACAUGCAUUACCCAACACUAAUAAUGUGGGAAUAACUGAUUGUCUGUUGGAAGAGUCAUCACCUAAAUUACCUAGACAGUCACCUGGAGCCCAGCGUAAAGAUCUGCUGAGGCAAGGCAGCAAAUUUAGAAGAGAUAUUGCAACCAUUAUAAUAGAGUUAGGAUUUCAAAUUAAAAGAAAAACUAAAAAAUUAUAUAUCAACAAAGCCAAAAUCUGGAAUAGUGCCUUAGAUGGAUUCAGAAAUCCAAACUUUAAUCCUUCAUACUCAAUUGAAGUAGUAUAUAUUAAUGAAAAUGAUAAUUUUGGAAGAGAGCAUCCUGGAUCAAAGCAAGAAUUCCUAAGUCUCUUAAUGCAACAUCUUGAGAACUCACCAUUGUUUGAAGGGUCCUUGUCAAAGAACUUGUCUCUAAAUUCUCAAGCUCUGAAAGACAAUCUUUACUAUGAAGCUGGCAAAAUGCUUGCCAUUUCUUUGGUUCAUGGUGGUCCUUCACCUGGUUUCUUUUCUAAAACCUUAUUUGACUGCCUUGUUUAUGGACCAGAAAAUACCCAACCAAUUUUAGAUGAUGUUUCCGACUUUGAUGUGGCACAAAUUGUAAUGAGGGUAAAUGCUGCAACAAAUACAGCUGACUUAAACUCAAUAAUAAAUGAAUUCUAUAACUAUCUAGAGCUUAUUGGAUGUCUAAGAAUUAUAACAUCAUUAAGUGAUAAAUAUAUGUUGGCAGAAGACAUACUUGAUUACCAUGUAAUUAAGAGAGUCCAAGCACCCUUUGAAAGUUUUAAGCAGGGUCUGAAAACUCUUGGUGUUUUGGAGAAAAUUCAGUCUUAUCCAGAAGCAUUUUAUAGCUUCUUCUGUCAUAAACCUGAGAAUCUUUCUGCAAAAGUCCUUAGUGAUCUUUUUACAGUACACACGUUAUCUGACGUACAGGCUUUGGGGUUUUGGAACAGUUACUUACAAGCUGUUGAAGAUGGUAAAUCUGCAACAACAGUGGAAGACAUUCUUAGUUUCACAACUGGUUGCAAUUCCAUUCCACCUGCUGGAUUUAAACCCACUCCUUCACUUGAGUGCCUUCAUAUGGAUUUUCCUGUUGGAAACAAGUGUAAUAACUGUUUAGCUCUUCCAAUCACCAAUACAUAUAAAGAAUUUCAAGAAAAUAUGGACUUUGCCAUAAGAAACACUCUAAGACUAGAGAAAGAAGAAAGUUCUCACUACAUUGAACAUUAAAAUGUUUUGAACAUAGAGAUGCUUCUUUAAAAGCUGCUAUUGAUAUUUUUGUUUCAGAAAUCUGUCCAUCAUCACUUUCAACAAACUGUCAGCUUCUUGGCCCAAUAAAACUUAAGAUAUGAACAUAAAGAAAUGUUUUGGCCGUUUUAGCUAAAAAAAAAUUUUGUUGAAGUGUA